AUGCCAUGGAAUGGAGAGGAUAUCAUUGGCUCUCUACCAGUGUACAAUAAUGACUCGCUAUAUCAAUACAGAAAUAUAUACUGUGCUAUAUGCAAUGGAGAAUCGUAUGAUAACAUGCUACCAUGGUCGGUCCAUGCAGCCUAUAACGUGUAUGGUGCAAAAUCCUAUGUUCCAAACUUUAACGACACUGAACUUCCAGGUUUAUUUACUGGUGACUUUAUGGUUCAAGUUCCAAGUAGUAUAGAAGGGGAAGUUCGGAGGUGUUCAGCACCUACCAUAAAUACUUGUUUGGAUGAGUUUAGUGAAAGCGAAACGGAACAGGGUUGUCUGAGCUAUGUUGGACCUCUAGCUUACCGGCCUGUCAUUGGUUCAACCAUAACCAAUUAUCGCAAUCCCUAUUGCGCAAUGUGCAAUAACGUCACUCUCACACUCAGAGAGUCAUGUGACUAUUUCUUGUGCGUAGAUAGAUGUGACGUCACGGAUCCAUGGUCAAGGUGUUUUGAAACGUGUGAGAGUUUUACUGGCAUUCUAACUCUUGAUUUGCUCUUUAACUUUAAGAGCGAUAACACUUUAAGCGAUAACAUCGUUUCCUGUACAACGGGAGAGAUCUUUGAUCCUUUUCUCAGUAGCUGCAGAGCGUUGACUUGUAAUUCUGGGUUCGAAAUCCAAGGAAACGAGUGUGUUGAAAAGACAGUGCCCUCAACGUCAGCACCUGUAGCAGUUCAGGAGUUUGCAUUCAACCCAAAUAAUACAGUCAACGUUGGUUUGGUGGAUUGUCUACGGUUGUUUCUUGUUGAUACUUUUGGUAUCGUCUUUUGGGACGCAACACUAAAUAACUCAUCAACAGUAGAGUUGCUUACCGUGAAUUUUCUAGCAGGAAACAAAACAGUCGUGGAUAGCAUUCAGAGCGUCAUCUUGAGUUACAAAUCUAGUAUUUGUAAUAUUUCUCAGUUUGUUCUGUUUUUAGAACUACAAAGUAUUCUUCCCGCGCAGACUUGUAAAGAUUUUAACACCAGUGGACUUGACCUUUUCCAUGGUUACGUCACCAGGAAUGACGUAUUUCGUAUUAGACAGUUUGAUUACAAUUUAAUGACUGACUACCAUGUCUAUGGGAUUGAUGAGGCUUGUCUUGAAAUCAAACUAACAUGCACUUCACUCGUGGCGUUGAAUUCAACUGAGUUUGUGCUGUCAGCGGAAGGGAAUGUAACAGUGCUAAAGUAUAUCCCAUCUGAUGUUUCUAUACCUCACGACGCGUACGUUCUUCUUGCAGAUGGAAGUGCAGUCAUUUGUGCUGACUAUCUGACCGGUCCACAACCACAGAAUGCUACGGCCCUCGCAUUGAUAUACCUUAGCUAUAUACUCUACACUCUAUCAGUCAUUGCUCUUGCUGUAACAUUCCUCAUUUACUCCCUACUACCACCACUGCGCAACUUGGCAGGUCUGUCCAUCAUGAACCUUGUGGGGGCGCUCUUUAUAGCAAAUCUCCUCCUCUUACUCUCGGGGCAAUUACUCGAUGUACCAACGCUGUGUCUCAUUGCGGCCCCCCUAAUCCACUUCACAUGGCUGGCAGCGUUCGUGUGGAUGGCUGUUUUGUCAUGCAAUGUUGCACGAACUCUCAGCAGUAAAGUGGUCAAUAAGACCCACGAGUCACCAACGAAACCACUACUUCUAUAUAUGCUAUUUGCCUGGGGUGUACCACUGGUAAUCGUUGCUAUAUGUAUCACACUACACUUCUGUCAGUGUACCAGUGCCGGUCCAAUAUACGUAGACCAGACCAGGUGUUACAUAGUGAGUCCAUUAGUUAACUUAUACGCCUUUGGUAUCCCAGUCGCCUUAACCCUUGCUCUCAGUAUAUGUUUCUUCGUAUACACCGUAGUUUUUCUGAGAAGAUCUCGAAGCUCUACUCGUGCAGCGAGAAGUGAGACGCGACUUCAAGAGGUCAAAGUGGAGCUCCUUAUUUACAUCAGGCUGUGCGUUCUAAUGGGACUCUCUUGGGUACUAGGAUUCUUAAUCCAAAUCAUAGACGGAUACGCAGUCAUCUUCAUCUUUGUCAUCUUAAACUCUUCACAAGGCGUUUUGAUCUUUCUCAGUUUCUGCUUUACAAAGCGGGUACAUAACCUUCUUAAUGAGCAUUACAGUCGUUCAAAGAAGCAACGUCAGACGAGACGAAAGAAGACUAAUCAGUUGGUUGUCAGUGGGACACAGAGUCAUUCAAAGACGGGCCCUUCCGUCAACACAAACACAACACGUCUUUAAAGACACUGGACAGCUUUGGUAAUUGUCAAAGACCAG
Molecule: messenger RNA, 2292 nt
Organism: Asterias rubens (European starfish)
Lineage: Eukaryota; Metazoa; Echinodermata; Asteroidea; Forcipulatida; Asteriidae
Exons: 2
Coding region: 1-2256 (751 amino acids)
Biological process (GO): G protein-coupled receptor signaling pathway; cell surface receptor signaling pathway
Cellular component (GO): membrane
Molecular function (GO): G protein-coupled receptor activity
Source: RefSeq, a predicted model, not a curated record